This is a messenger RNA of Bursaphelenchus okinawaensis, 1524 nucleotides long. Lineage: Eukaryota; Metazoa; Nematoda; Chromadorea; Rhabditida; Aphelenchoididae. The record is from the annotation of a GenBank genome assembly.
AUGUGCUACUCUACUUAUCUCAUUUUUUCACAAUACAUUAUCAGCAAUAAGGGAGAUGGUAUGUUGAUUUCUUAGAAAUAGUUAAAAAAUUUAUUUAAUUUUUAAGCCUAGACCUGUAAAGAGGUAAGGCCGAUAGAAAUGGUUUCCGAGCCAGGUCUGACCAACAUUUGGUCGGGCCGGGCUUUUUGAUAGUUCGGUAGGCUUUAUCCCGCAGGUCAGGCUCAAAAAUCGACCCAGCCUCGCCGUAAAGCCAGGUCUACAGGUCGGACCCAAUUUUUGGCCUUGCCUAUAAGCCAGGCUUUGUUUGGGCCCCUUUAAGUCUACUUAAUCCUAUCUGUUAGUAGCUAGUCUAAAACUUCCUUUCCAGAGUGUGUUUUAAAGAGCACUAGUAAUAUCACGCAAAAAAACAGUAGAAAUUGCCAUAAAACGUGUGUAUCAGAGAAUGAAAUGCUAGCUAUGAACAGCGACCCACUACCAGAAGUAUCUUCUUCCUAUGACAGGAUAUGUGAAGGCGGAGAUGCUGAAAAUUGUGUUAAACCUUUUUUACCAGUCGAUAACAAUAGACAGUUUAAGGUAAGUAAUGAUUUCUUAGUAACCUGUCAUCUUGUUUGUCCUAUAGGUCUUGUUUUAAAAGCCGAAUGAUAUUUUGGUGCAAUUCCAUAUAUUGAGCGUACUGUAACUCGGCAGCCGAGUUAGUAAUUUUUAAAAAUGUUUUUUUUGGUAACUGUUUAUGUUUUUUCAUUCUAUAUAGGUAUUUUUCUAAAAAAACCCGACGGUUGCUUAGUGCAACUUCUUUGUUAGUAUUGUUUUAUUUGUUGUAACUAUUUGCAACUUUUUUAUCUGACGAUUUAAAUCUUGUUAAAAGCAACCUUAUCGUAAUUACAGGACAUGAAAACACACAAAAUAAUUAUGUGCUCAAUCCCAAAGACAGGUUCUACUUUGCUCUACGCUAUCAACUGUUUACUGAAUGACGAACUGGGCUUUUUCUAUAAUCAAAAAAAGAUUUUUGGCAAUUUUGACGCAAAGUAAGUUAACAAAGUUUUCAGAAUUUAUCUUAUAUUAAGAUAAACCAAAAAGAGCCGGUCACUUACUGUUUAUUUUUUAAUCAAGAAUAAUAAAAGGUUAUAAAUAAUUUUACAAGUUGUCAAUUAACAAUCGAAUUUUCAACAUUUCCAAUUUAGUAAUUGCCUGAAGAACUCAAGAUGGACAAUGGAAGAAGCUGCUGAAGUCCAUGGUCCAGAAGUUUAUGAUUGGACUAAGCUAACGGUCGUACGAGAUCCAAUCGACCGUUUCCUGAGCGCUUUUGUAUUUGCUUGCAUCAAAGGCUACGAAAAGCCUGAUAAAUGCCAACAUGAAUGUAAUGGCUGCGGUUACAAUUUCACUUGUUUUGUCGAAAAAGAGUACAAUAUGUUGAUGCGGUUCAAUCGUGGAGAUUACGCUGUCAGCUUCCUAUUACAACACACAUGGCCCCAGAACUGGUGGUGUGAUAUGGGCAAAUAUCGACAUGUCAGUUUAUUUUAUUAG